CAACUAUACAGCUCGAUGUGGUAGAAGCAGAGACAGAAGAAAUAACUGGAGGAGAUGGGCUCCUUCGUGCCAAGAGAACCACCAGGCGAUUAUCUGUGACGUCACUUCCUUCUGGGCUGCAGAAGGCACCCUAUUCAUCAAAAAAGAGACCACACUUUCCAGCACUUAAAAAGAAGAAACAGAGCAUGGAAGACAUCCUCCGGAAAUCAGAGCUGACAGUAGGAAAGCUUCAAAUGCAGGUGGAUGACCUCAUAGAAAGAGUUACUGACAAAUCCAUGAAGCUUUUGGCCCAGAGACACGCUGAGCUUCAGCAGUGUGAGUUCCUAGGGGCUGAGAUCCUUCAGUCUUCGAAGCAGUUCCAAAGGCUUUCCAAGAGAACCAAGAGGAAGUAUAAGCUUCGGAGUGGUUGCUUCCCAUGUGCCUGCUGCUGCUUCUGA
Molecule: messenger RNA, 437 nt
Organism: Psammomys obesus (fat sand rat)
Lineage: Eukaryota; Metazoa; Chordata; Mammalia; Rodentia; Muridae
Gene: CUNH3orf49
Product: chromosome unknown C3orf49 homolog
Exons: 3
Source: RefSeq, a predicted model, not a curated record